UGGUGUUUUUGGGUCAGGUGUGGAGCUCUUUCGUAAAACAGUACAAAGUGGACAUGGCCGACAAGACUGAGUACCGAUUCCUGGGCGGCAGUGGGCUGAAGGUGUCCAACAUCUGCCUGGGCACCUUGACGUUUGGAAACUGGGCGCUUUUCCCCGGCCAGUGCGACGAGGCGGCCUCCCAUGCCAUUCUGGAUCGCUACGUAGAGCUGGGAGGAAACUUCAUCGAUACAGCAGACAUAUAUGCUGAGGGCAGGUCUGAGGAAACCAUAGGAACCUGGUUGGAAAAGCAGCAGCGAGAGAAGUUUGUUGUAGCCACCAAAGUCCGGUUCAACACCAGUAAGGACAUCAACAGCGUGGGGCUGAGCCGCCAUCACAUCAUGCAGUCCAUAGACGACAGUCUGCGCAGGCUCCGUACGGCCUAUGUGGACCUGUACCAGCAUGCCCAGACAGCAGGAGUUCAUCUGUGGCCUCUCGCACGAGGUGACCAUAGCAGUCCUCCCAAGACUGAACAUGGAGGAGCUGAUGUUUGAACUCAACAGAAGGAUUCAAAACCUGGACAAAGAGAACAGCAUCAAGGACAGGCUGGUCAGUAUCCUUAGGGACGUGAUGUUGGAGGAAUAUUGCCAGUUG
Messenger RNA from Branchiostoma floridae (Florida lancelet), 630 nucleotides. Its product is annotated as 1-deoxyxylulose-5-phosphate synthase YajO-like. The coding region runs from base 54 to 530 and encodes 158 amino acids. Lineage: Eukaryota; Metazoa; Chordata; Leptocardii; Amphioxiformes; Branchiostomatidae. The transcript is spliced from 4 exons. The record is from RefSeq and is a predicted model, not a curated record.